AUGUCGGACCCUAUACCGAUCCUUCGCCCCAAGUCCGAGCCCGCCGCUCUGGAUGAGACCACAGCGGCGGAUAUCGCAGGCAGUGUGGGCAGUGCGACAGAUGGAACAGAAUCCCUCACACCCGGAUACCAGUCCUCCUCUCCGGGCAGUCCUUAUCUAUUAUCCAGAAACUCCUCAUAUAUCGGAAGCCAGUCUCUGCAAGAAGACUGGGAUAUUCCACUCGACAAGCUCACCUUUUUCGACAUCUUUGACAACUUAGCCUUGCCCUCAAAACUCGAACGAUGGCAGGCAACGCUCGCCGCCCAGAAAGAGAAACUGGCCAGGCAACAGGAGAGAAUAAGAACCACCGGUAACAACGCCAAAGAUCGCGCCAUGGCCGAAUGGCGCAAACGAGUACCAACAGCCGAUGAACAGCUGGCGAAAUACCGAUCGCGGAUGAAGAAAUCCGUCGACGAUCUCAGCAAGAGAUGGAACGACGUCGUCACUAUAUCCGUUAGGGAAAAGGUGUCCUUCAUUUCCGCUGUCCUGAACGUCUUUGUCAGUGGUUACCUGAUUGGUGCCGUCCCCGAAUACUUCUAUUACUGGUUCACGGUCCAACUGGCCUAUUUCAUGCCCAUCCGAUUCUACACCUAUCAUCGCAAAGGCUAUCAUUAUUUUCUGGCGGACUUGUGCUACUUCGUCAACUUCCUCUGUUUGCUCUCCAUCUGGGUCUUUCCCCGAUCCAAACGCCUGUUCAUCAGCACCUACUGUCUCGCCUACGGCAACAAUGCCGUGGCUAUUGCAAUGUGGCGGAAUUCUCUAGUUUUUCACUCCUUGGACAAAGUCACCAGUCUCUUCAUCCACGUGAUGCCCCCUGUCGCCUUGCAUUGUAUCGUCCACCUGACACCGGACGAUAUGCUCAGCUGGCGGUUCCCGGCCGUGUUCAACAUCAAACACAGCGCUCCUGGAUCACCGGAACAUUACGCGCUCGCGGCGAUGCUAGGUUGGGCAACCAUUCCCUACACUAUCUGGCAGCUAUCCUACCACUUUUUCAUCACAGUACGGAGACGCGAAAAGAUCGCAGCGGGACGCCCUACCUCAUUUACCUGGCUACGCAGGUCAUAUUCGAAAACGUGGAUCGGCAAAUUCGUCAUUUCGUUACCAGAAUAUUUGCAAGAACCGGCAUUCAUGCUCAUCCAAUACUGCUAUGCCUUACUCACCAUUAUUCCAUGCCCGUUCUGGUUUUGGUACCGCUGGGCGAGCGCCGUAUUCUUGAUGGUCGUAUUCAGCUGGAGUGUUUGGAAUGGGGCAAACUACUAUAUGGACAUCUUUGGCAAACGGUUCCAGAAGGAGCUGGAACAGAUGAAGCGUGAUGUCGCCAAAUGGCAGAACAGUCCCGGAGCGAUGUUCAGUCCGCCAAAUGGACCGGUCGACGGGGAAGUAUCCCUGACAGUGCCGAAGGGCGGGGACAAAGAUGCAGAAAAGGGCCAUGACAAGAGACGAAGCAUUGACCGCAUACCCUUGCUUGAUGACACUCUUCAGAACGAAAAAGCAGACCCGGCCGCACGCGCAACCGGCGCAGAAAUCCUGAGUGACGCAGACAAGAGGGUCUUAGAUCGCAAGUCAAUGUCCGGACCUCCUGCCUCGGCGCCGUGA
Rhinocladiella mackenziei CBS 650.93 is the source of this 1635-nucleotide messenger RNA. RefSeq lists its product as uncharacterized. The record is from RefSeq and is a predicted model, not a curated record. Bases 1 to 1635 code for a protein of 544 amino acids. Lineage: Eukaryota; Fungi; Ascomycota; Eurotiomycetes; Chaetothyriales; Herpotrichiellaceae. Gene Ontology annotation, biological process: phosphatidylcholine biosynthetic process. The transcript has a single exon.